This is a messenger RNA of Cryptosporidium muris RN66, 756 nucleotides long. RefSeq names its product nucleolar essential protein 1, putative. The record is from RefSeq and is a predicted model, not a curated record. Gene Ontology annotation, biological process: rRNA base methylation. NCBI's taxonomy places the organism in Eukaryota, Apicomplexa, Conoidasida, Eucoccidiorida, Cryptosporidiidae. Bases 1 to 756 code for a protein of 251 amino acids. The transcript has 2 exons. Gene Ontology annotation, cellular component: small-subunit processome; nucleolus. Gene Ontology annotation, molecular function: rRNA (pseudouridine) methyltransferase activity; rRNA binding.
AUGGAAACUUCUAUAGAUACUAGAUCACUUGUUAAAGAUAACAAAGAUAGAAAAGUAAUUUCUAAGACAUCUGAACUAACAGGUUGCCAAAUUAGUAUUGUCUUAAUUGAAUCGUCACUUUGUAUACAUAAAAAUAGCAGUGGAAAGAUGGAACUACUAACAGAAGACAAAAAAAUUGGAUGGAAAGAAGUCAAGAAUCAACCUACAGAAGCAAGACCUGACAUUGUUCAUAACUGUCUAUUAAUGAUAUUAGAUAGUCCUCUAUGUAAGUCAGGAUAUUUAAGUGAAAUUAUCAUAUUAAAUUACGAUGGGAAGAUAAUUAGUGUAAAUCCCAUAUUUCGUGUACCAAGAUCUUUUAAAAUAUUUGAGAAGGUAUUUGUAAACUUUCUUUCUUCAAAUACAGGUGUACUUACACUACCUGACAACUCACAAAUAACAUUGUUGAAAUUAUUAAACCCACCUCUACAUUCAUAUAUAAAAAAAAGUAAUCUUAUUAUUGGAUUCUCUAGAAGUGCGGAUAUAAGACACUUCCCUCAAUUUGUAGAGGAUGUUGUCACUCCUCUACUUUCUCAACCAUCUCUAUGCAAAAUAUGUUGUGUUGUGGGUGCAAUAUCUAAUGGUAAUCCUGUUGAAAAAUUCCAAAAGGAUGAAAAAUUACUUACUCACUACAUAUCAAUUAGUAAUUAUAGUAUGCCUGCAUCUAUAUGCUGUUCAAGAAUAUGCAGUGAAAUUGAAGAAGCUCUAGGGAUCUUUUAA